Molecule: messenger RNA, 3261 nt
Organism: Mesoplodon densirostris (Blainville's beaked whale)
Lineage: Eukaryota; Metazoa; Chordata; Mammalia; Artiodactyla; Ziphiidae
Gene: PLEKHA4
Product: pleckstrin homology domain containing A4
Exons: 18
Coding region: 654-2603 (649 amino acids)
Source: RefSeq, a predicted model, not a curated record
ACGGAGGGAAGGACCCACAGAGAGGAAAGAGAAACUGGGAGAGCGGGGAAGAGAGAAAGUCAGAAGGGAAAUCUGAGCGAGAAGGAAACAGUAGACGUGGAGGGCCACGGAGAAAGAGAAAGAGAUUGAGUGUACGGGAGAGAGAGAGACAAGGGGGAACAGAGGGAGAGAGCGAGAGCGAGAGGGAGAGCGAGAGAGAGAGAGAGAGAGAGAGAGAGAGAGCGAGAGGGGGAGAGAGGGAGGGGGAGGGAGGGGAGAGAGAGAGAGAGAACGGGAUGGAGAGUUAAAGAAGGGACUCCAUGAGUCCCAGAAAAAGAUUUGGACAGAACCAGAAAGAUUGGAGAGAAAGUGAUAUGGGGGUGGGGAUGCUGCCAAGGAGGAAUGCAUAAAAGAGAGACUGGAAGAGACAGAGAUUAGAGAGAGACAGAAGGUGAGACUGGAGAGAGAGACAGUAUAAGAGGAAGGUAGAGCGUGAGAGGAAGACUCACUAUCAGAGACAAAGAGACAAAAGGGUGUGGAAGAGCAGGUGAGAACUGAGGGCUGGGAGAGGCAUCCCCUAAGGGGCAGAAGAGGAGGGGGACUGUGCCUGGGUGUCCCAGCUUCCACGCUGCCCUCUUGUGCUCUCUGUCCUUGGGACCCCAGAGCUGCCCUUGAUGGAGGAAGGCAGACCUCGGAGCAGCCUCAGCCUGGCCAGCAGCGCCUCUACCAUUUCCUCGCUCAGCAGCCUGAGCACCAAGAAGUCCACCCGGGCGGUAAGCAAGGUGCAUGCCUUCGGGAAGAGGGGCAAUGCGCUCAGAAGGGACCCUAACCUCCCCGUGCACAUCCGAGGCUGGCUUCAUAAGCAGGACAGCUCCGGGCUCCGGCUCUGGAAACGCCGCUGGUUCGUCCUCUCUGGCCAUUGCCUCUUCUAUUACAAGGACAGCCGCGAGGAGAGCGUCCUGGGAAGCGUCCUGCUCCCCAGCUACAGUAUCAGGCCAGAUGGUCCAGGAGCCCCCCGAGGCCGGCGCUUCACCUUCACCGCGGAGCACCCGGGCAUGAGGACCUACGUUCUGGCGGCUGACACGCUAGAGGACCUGAGGGGCUGGCUACGGGCACUGGGGCGGGCCUCCCGCGCGGAGGGGGACGAUUGUGGGCAACCCAGGUCAUCUGCACGUCCCCAGACUGGGGAGGGCCCUGGCGGCCCCGGUGGUCCCCCAGAGGUGAGCAGAGGGGAAGAGGGGCGCGGCUCAGAAUCACCGGAGGUGGCUCGUCUCUCCAGAGGUCGUGGCCGGCUGCUCACUCCCAGCCCCAUGGCUGACCUCCAAUCUGGACCCCGAAUUCGGAGGACAAGGAGCCCAGACCUGUUCACACCCUUCUCUCGCCCUCCCUCCCCUCUGAGCCUCCCCCGGCCCCGUUCUGCUCCUGCACGCAGACCCCCUCCCUCCUCUGGAGACACAGCACCUUCUGCCAGACCCCAUACCCCCCUGAGUCGCAUCGAUGUCCGGCCUCCCCUGGAUUGGGGCCCCCAGCGCCAGACACUCUCCAGGCCCCCCACUCCCCGACGAGGACCCUCCUCCGAGGCUGGGGGAGGAAGGGACCCCAGGAGUCCCCAGCACUGGAGUCAGGAGACCAGAACACCGUAUUCCUCCCAGGCCCCCUCUGGCUCCUCCACAUAUCUCCAGCUCCCUCCGAGGCCUCCUGGGACCCGGGCUUCCAUGGUUUUAUUGCCGGGUCCCCCUCUAGACUCAACCUUCCACCAAAGCUUGGAGACAGAUACUCUGUUGACCAAGUUGUGUGGGCAGGACCGGCUCCUGAGGAGGCUGCAGGAGGAGAUAGAUCAGAGGCAGGAGGAGAAGGAGCAGCUAGAAGCAGCCCUGGAAUUGACUCGACAGCAGCUGGGCCAAACAACCAGGGAGGCUGCAGCUCCUGGGAGGGCUUGGGGGCGCCAGCGCCUCCUGCAGGACCGACUAGUCAGUGUGAGGGCCGCUCUUUGUCACCUGACCCAGGAGCGAGAGCGGGUUUGGGACACGUACAACAGCCUGGAACAGGAGCUGAGCACCUUGAGAGAGACCCUUGAGUACUUGCUGCACCUCGGGUCCCCCCAGGACAGAGCAUCUGCUCAACAGCAACUGUGGAUGGUGGAAGACACACUGGCAGGUCUGGGGGGCCCGCAGAAACCACCCCCCCACACUGAUCCUGACUCCCCAUCCCCUGCACUCCAAGGCGAGGAGUCCUCAGAGAGGGAGAGCCUGCCUGAGUCCUUGGAACUGAGCCUACCCCGGUCCCCUGAGGCUGACUGGGGUCGGCCCCCAGGGGGCGACAGAGAGCUUGCCAGCCCUCGCUCAGGUCUUGGAUCUCCAAGGGUCUCCCGGGCUUCCAGCCCUGAGGGUCACCGCCCCCCUUCCCCACAGCCAGGAACCAAGGUCCCCCUGGCGCGGCCCCGGAUGAGUGCUCAGGAGCAAUUGGAUAGAAUGCGCAGACACCGGGAGUAUGGACGGCCUCUCCCUCGCCCAGCCUCCCCCCGGCUUCUCACUCUGGGGAGGACACUGUCCCCAGCCGGACGCCAGCCUGAUGCAGAACAAAAAAACAGGUUUCCAGAUUUUACCCCGCUGUACCUGUGCUGAAGUCAGCAUCCUGGCUCCCUUAUCGGUGGAAGACAGGGUGGGCCAGAGACAACACCUCCACCUUACCAGCGUUCUCCCUCCUCAGGGAGGGGGUGGGGGUCAUGGGUCUGGAUUGGAAGCCCAAUUUUCCUUUUCAGUUACUAUGUGUUGUCAAAGGCAAAAAAAGAAAAGAAGAAAAAUUGAUCAAGUAAGGAAAUAGAUUUUAUUCAUGUUAUGGUGUUGGGGAGAGGACUCCAGAUCCAAAGAUCAGAGUGGUCCGGGCAGGACGGUAUUUUUUGUUUGUUUGUUUGGUUGGUUGUUUUGGGGGUUUUUUGUUUGUUUGUUUUUUGGGGUUUUUUGGCCACGCCAUUGCGCAGUGGCUUGUGGGAUUUUAGUUUCCCUGCCAGGGAUUGAACCCAGGCCCUCUGCAGUGAGAGUGCGGAGUCCUAACCACUGGACCGCCAGGGAGUUCCCCAUGGAUGGUUUCAUCUUAGACUUUUCUAGGAAGGAAUUAGACAAGUGGGGUGAUUUUACAGUUGGGAUUGUUUUUGUAAACAGGGAGCAUCUCAAGUCAGCUGAACACUAAACAUUUAUCUCUAUGUCUAGCUAGUUUGGGGGGGACAAAGAGUUCAGCUAAUCGUUUAUGACAAAAGGAAUGUGAAUUUGGAGGGUCUGUUUC